AUGUCCGCUACAGAGCCUAUGGCGCCGCCGCCACCAGGCGUGACACCCACAUUCCACAACGAGUAUCCAUGGCUGUACAAUGCCAACGUCUCUAUCAUUAUCUUCGGGUUGACAAUCAGCUGUAUAUGUCUUGGGCUGCGUGCGUGGACACGAGUCUAUUUGCUACGCAAAUUUGGCUUGGACGACGGUGAGGAAGUCUUUCUGGCCCGACAGAAUCUUGCUGACACUCCUUUCCCAAACAGCGUCAAUUAUUCUGGCAUGGUUAUUCUCCAUCGGAACACAGAUGACAUCCUUAUGUGCGUGGUUGAUAAAUAUCUCCUGUCCACCUCGAUUCUUUACGUGCCCGCUCUCGCAUUAGCGAAAAUCAGUCUUAUAAUCCUCUACCACCGGAUUAUGAAAAAGCAAAGGAUCUACGUACUGGCACUGCACGCUAUCACGGCCGUGGUGUUGGGAUACAGUAUUGCAAUUAUCUUCGCCUUGAUCCUCGCAUGCCACCCUGUCAGCAAGAACUGGGAUUCCAAUAUCGAUGGAGUAUGCGUUAACCGCACGGCUCUAUACAUCGCCACUGCUGUGACCAACAUUGUCACUGAUCUAGCGUUGAUCACACUCCCCAUCCCGCUGGUGCUUCGUCUCAACAUGCCCCGCUCACAGAAGAUUUACCUUUUCCUUAUGUUCGUCAUUGGUUGCGCAACUGUCAUCACGAGUAUCCUGCGCAUGGUCACCCUGGUGGACUUCCUCCACGCCAAAGACGUGACUUAUAAGCUGGCCUGGCCGGAAUUGUGGAUCAAUGUCGAAGCCAACCUCAUCAUCAUCUGCCCCUGUCUGCCCAUCCUACGCCCAUUCAUGCGCCACUACAUCCCCGGCUGGGGUGAUGAUGAGACUGCCACCGGCAAUCCUUACCUGGAUAACACCUACACGGACUCCCAGAACAAGUGGAAGACUGCCUAUGGCCAGAAUGAUGAAAUUGCACUAGCGGACAACGUGGACAGCGUUCGCAGUGAGUCGCGGAUGGUAAAGUCGAGCCGAUAG
Molecule: messenger RNA, 1029 nt
Organism: Penicillium riverlandense
Lineage: Eukaryota; Fungi; Ascomycota; Eurotiomycetes; Eurotiales; Aspergillaceae
Exons: 5
Coding region: 1-1029 (342 amino acids)
Source: RefSeq, a predicted model, not a curated record